ACAUUCUUAUCGACUUUCUUUUUUUUCUUUUUUGAGACAGAGUCUCGUUCUGACACCCAGGCUGGAGUGCAGUCGUGCGACCUUGGCUCACUGCAACUUUCACCACGUGGGUUCAAGCAAUUCUCAUGCCUCAGCCUCCCGAGUAGCUGGGAUUACAGGCGUGUGCCACCAUGUUCGGCUAAUUUUUGUAAUUUUAGUAUACAUGGGGGUUUCACCAUGUUGCUCAGGUUGGUCUCGAACUCCUGGCCUCAAGUGAUCCGCCCGCCUCGGCUUUCCAAAGUGCUGGGAUUACAGGCGUGAGCCACUGUGCUUGGCCUCUUGUGGACUCUUAAAGUUUAAAUAUUUCUGAGCAAGGCCUCUGCUGCCGUUAUGCUGACCUCACUGCAGGAGACUCUCUGAAGACCAGCAGGAAAGCAGUGAGCCUUUACAGGUGGCCUUCGUCGGACGUCAGAAUGAUUCCCUGCAGAGCCGCGCUGACCUUUGCCCGAUGUCUGAUCCGGAGAAAAAUCGUGACCCUGGACAAUCUAGAAGACACCAAAUUAUGCCGCUGCUUAUCCACCAUGGACCUCAUUGCCCUGGGCGUUGGAAGCACCCUUGGUGCUGGGGUUUACGUUCUCGCUGGGGAGGUGGCCAAGGCAGACUCGGGCCCCAGCAUCGUGGUGUCCUUCCUCAUUGCUGCCCUGGCUUCAGUGAUGGCUGGCCUCUGCUAUGCCGAAUUUGGGGCCCGUGUCCCCAAGACAGGGUCUGCGUAUUUGUAUACCUACGUGACUGUCGGAGAGCUGUGGGCCUUCAUCACUGGCUGGAAUCUCAUUUUAUCGUAUGUGAUAGGUACAUCAAGUGUUGCAAGAGCCUGGAGUGGCACCUUUGAUGAACUUCUUAGCAAACAGAUUGGUCAGUUUUUGAGGACAUACUUCAGAAUGAAUUACACCGGUCUUGCAGAAUAUCCUGAUUUUUUUGCCGUGUGCCUUAUAUUACUUCUAGCAGGUCUUUUGUCUUUUGGAGUAAAAGAGUCUGCUUGGGUGAAUAAAGUCUUCACAGCUGUUAAUAUUCUCGUCCUUCUGUUUGUGAUGGUUGCUGGGUUUGUGAAAGGAAAUGUGGCAAACUGGAAGAUUAGUGAAGAGUUUCUCAAAAAUAUAUCAGCAAGUGCCGGAGAGCCAUCUUCUGAAAACGGAACAAGUAUCUAUGGGGCUGGUGGCUUUAUGCCUUAUGGCUUUACAGGAACGUUGGCUGGUGCUGCAACUUGCUUUUAUGCCUUUGUGGGAUUUGACUGCAUUGCAACAACUGGUGAAGAAGUUCGGAAUCCCCAGAAAGCUAUUCCCAUUGGAAUUGUGACGUCUUUGCUUGCUUGCUUUAUGGCCUAUUUUGGGGUCUCUGCAGCUUUAACACUUAUGAUGCCGUACUACCUCCUCGAUGAAAAAAGUCCCCUUCCUGUAGCAUUUGAAUAUGUGGGCUGGGGUCCUGCCAAAUAUGUCGUCGCAGCUGGUUCUCUCUGCGCCUUGUCAACAAGUCUUCUUGGAUCCAUUUUCCCAAUGCCUCGUGUAAUCUAUGCUAUGGCGGAGGAUGGGUUGCUUUUCAAAUGUCUAGCUCAAAUCAAUUCCAAAACGAAGACACCAAUAAUUGCUACUUUAUCAUCGGGUGCAGUGGCAGCUUUGAUGGCCUUUUUGUUUGACCUGAAGGCGCUUGUGGACAUGAUGUCCAUUGGCACACUCAUGGCCUACUCUCUGGUGGCAGCCUGUGUUCUCAUCCUCAGGUACCAGCCUGGCUUAUCUGACGACCAGCCCAAAUGUUCUCCCGAGAAAGAUGGUCUGGGAUUGUCUCCCAGGGCAACCUCGAAGAGUGAAUCCCAGGUCACCAUGCUGCAGAGACAGGGCUUCAGUGUGCGGACCCUCUUCUGCCCCUCCCUUCUGCCGACACAGCAGUCAGCUUCUCUUGUGAGCUUUCUGGUAGGAUUCCUGGCUUUACUCGUGCUGGGCCUGAGUGUCUUGACCACUUACGGAGUUCACGCCAUCACCAGGCUGGAGGCCUGGAGCCUCGCUCUCCUCGCGCUGUUUCUUGUUCUCUGCGUUGCCAUCGUUCUCACCAUCUGGAGGCAGCCCCAGAAUCAGCAAAAAGUAGCCUUCAUGGUUCCAUUCUUACCAUUUUUGCCAGCGUUCAGCAUCCUGGUGAACAUUUACUUGAUGGUCCAGUUGAGUGCAGACACUUGGAUCAGAUUCAGCAUUUGGAUGGCAAUUGGCUUCCUGAUUUACUUUUCUUAUGGCAUUAGACACAGCCUGGAGGGUCAUCUGAGAGAUGAAAACAGUGAAGAAGAUGCUUAUCCAGACAAAAUUCAUGCAGCAACAGAAGAAAAAUCUGCCGUUCAAGCAAAUGACCAUCACCCAAGAAAUCUCAGUUCACCUUUCAUAUUCCAUGAAAAGACAAGUGAAUUGUAACACUUGCAGGAGCAGAGCUGGUCAUCGUCUUAGCAUACAUAUCCUACACUGAGUAAACCGUGACGGGAUGUCAUCAGCAUGCUGGGUUGUCAUGGGUUUGCUGCAUACAUAGUUCACCCUAAUUUAUACUUACUUAUCUGGACAGCAUCUCCUCAGAUGGUGGAUUAUGUGCCCGGGGAAACCUCCUGAGUGGAGGUUUCAUUCAUCAGUGAUGAAUAGCCCCCAAACAGUGGGAGUGUGUAUAUGUAUGUCUGUAUCUAUGUAUAUGCUUGGGAACAUGAGUGUUAAAAGUUAGCUGGUGUUUUACUAUUAUUGUGUUACAUUUUUCCAGUAUCGUCAUUAAUCGGUGGCAUAUACUGCACAUACUGAAAUAGAGGUAAAUCACUGAAUGUAAAGAGGUUUCGUCUCUGCCCCCUGCAGUUGGGGAAAUACUAGUAGCUUUACCUUAUUUGACUUCAUUAAUGUCAGUUUAGGGGAUGCCAAAAAUGCAGUUACUCAUCAUGGUGUCUAUCACUGGUUAGGGGUAAGAUGAGGGGAUAAGGAAAGAGCCUUUUCAGUAAGUUGUGAAUGCCAACAGUGGGUUUAAUGCAAAUUUUUUUUUCCUGUGAGAUAUGACAGUUCGCUCAAACUUCAGCCAAUAGGGGUGUCUGCUUCUGCUGCACUACACAGGCCAGGAGUGGCAUUCCAUGCCACUAGUUGGCAUCCUUUUGAACUUUUGUCUCCUUUGCAAACAGUGGUCCUAAAAUACGAGGUCUUCACUUGCUGUGAAUGACGUAUCCCCAGUCAGGGACUUAAGGGAGGCACUGUAAUCCACUUGGGACUCUUUAAAUUAAAAAAUGAGGAUAGUCACCAUGGCCAGAAAGCUCAUGGAGUGGCUGUAAUGAGAAUAUGUUUGAAGAUCAAAGAGUUAGACCAAUGCUUGAAUAAGUACACCCCAAGCAUCCUUUUCUGAAAAGUCACUUAACAUAAGCCAACAGACUCUCCCAGACCACACAACUAGUGGAAUGAUUCCUCCUUUUUUUUUUUUUUUUUUGAGACGGAGUCUCGCUCUGUCGCCCAGGCUGGAGUGCAGUGGCGCGAUCUCGGCUCACUGCAAGCUCCGCCUCCUGGGUUCACGCCAUUCUCCUGCCUCAGCCUCUCCGAGUAGCUGGGACUACAGGCACCCGCCACCACGCCCGGCUAAUUUUUUUGUAUUUUUAGUAGAGACGGGGUUUCACCGUGGUCUCGAUCUCCUGACCUCGUGAUCCGCCCGCCUCGGCCUCCCAAAGUGCUGGGAUUACAAGCGUGAGCCACCGCGCCUGGCCUCCUCCUUUUUCCAUUACUUACUUAAUCACAGUUUAGUUUUUUUCUUAACCUCGUCGGGCACACAGUUCACUUCUUUGUUUCUCUAUUUUUUUUGUUUUGUCCUAGAGAUGAGGGGGCUACAGCAGCAUCAUGCAAAGAGGGAAAAAUGAAGGGAUAGAAGAAGAGAAAAUCCGCCUGUUCUGAUAUGAACAUGCCUAUUCCAAUAUUAAAUGGCAAAUGGCCCAAUUUAAGGGCUUUGGAUCUAAUUUGCCUCUGAUGUUUCUUUUGGAGACAUUUAGGAAUGUUUUUCUCCCCCUACCCCAUAAAUUGUUUGGCACUUUUUAUUCUAUUUGCUUUCAGAUGACCACACUAAGCCUAAUAAUACAAGCUCCAGUGUUAUACAAUAACCCAUCAGUGAUUGAGGAAUCAAAUAUUUUGGUUUAAAAAACAUGAUUAUUUAAAACUGGAAACUAAAAAAAGUCAAAUUGAAUUAAAGCUAUAUAAACACAGUUACCCUUGUAAAUGAGUAAAUAAAUUUUUACAUGUAAGAUUCCCUAAUUGUUAUAUUUCACUUUUUAGGGUUCCCUAAUAGUGGACUAUUUAUUUGCAGUGUGUUUUGCUUCUCAUGAACUAUUUCUUGUUCAAAUCAUUAAAUAGUUCAUUGGAUGAGGCUGGGUGACAUUUCCCAGGACACCAUCGUGAACAUUACCAAGCAUGCUAGCUGGCCCGUGUAAUCCAAAGACAAGGAAAACAUUUGUUUUCCUCAUGGGUCUUCCAAGAAAUGAGCUAUUUUAUUGAUGCCAUUAAAAAGCAAGUUGCGAUGGUUUUUAUAGCCAAGAGUUUAUUGUGAUUAAACAUCAAAUAAACAGGUAGAAAGCCUGGGUUUCUGGCUGCUAGUGUUAUAGCAUCCAUGACACAGAACUCAUUACGGACAUUCCACAACUUCCAGGGUGCACAUGGUAAAAUCUGAAGCCCAGAAUUUUCUCUCAGGCUGCGUGGUUUACUGGAGAGAAGGAGUUGGAUAAGCACAGGAUCGGGUAUUUUGGUAGGGACUGUAGGCAUGCUCAUAAAUCCUUGCUGUUGUCACAGUACACUGAAAACCCGUUUGAUUCUAUACCGAAUCUAGAAUAGGCCCUUCACACAGGAAAUGUGAACGAUUGUUAUAUAUGAGCACUCAAAUCUUUUACUGUAACAACAUCAAGAGACUUGUUUAGAAUAUGAGGCAGCUAAAACUGUUAUGCCCACUGUGCUCAAUUUGAAGCAGAAUUCAGUGAAAAAUUAUUUUUCCACAUUGAAACACUUUACAGACACAAAUAUCUAUGAAAAGAUGCUUUGUCAGCCAUUGUGCCUUUUUUUCUGUGAAGACUCAAUGGAUGUGUGUGUUUGUAUGUAUGUUAACAGUUACGUAUGUUUGUAUGAGUGUAUAUAUAUCUGUGUGUGUGUAUCUCAAACGUCAGUGUAUAAGUAAGUUGGGUUUAUGGUGGGCUUUGACUAUAUCAUUAUGUGGGUACAAAACCCAACUGAUGUGGAGAAAAAUUGAUGUUUGAUGUUGAUAGAUAUACCUAAUUUUUAGUUUUUAAACUAUUUUAAAAUAUACUAUGAUUUUAUAUGUAUAUUUCCUAUAGAUAGACUCUUUAAGACGUAUUUAUAAUGUUUCUACUAUGAAAUCACUAAGCUCUAGUGCAUUAUAGCAGGUGCUUUGUAAUCUGGAAUGGAGAAGAGGUAGGGGCAUUUGGGGAUUCCUGUUUACUUGUUCCUGCCACACCUUUUCCGACAGAUCUGUCCUGGUAGGUGUUUAUUAGCAAAAGUCAGUAUCACCAGCUCCUUGGCACCUUUCUGUUUCUACUUUUGAAUUCAUAAUGUUUUCAACUAAAUUUUUUUUUACUUUCUCAGAAUAACCUAAAUGUUUUGUAGAGUUUUGACUAGUAAUCAAUCAAAAUUAUAUAAAGUCUUUUCCACUAAUUAAGAAAUACAUAUGCAAAUUCUUUUGUGACUGAGUAAAAGCAUCUUAAAUUACUUUUCUUUUCUACACUAAGAAAUAUAUUCUCAACAUUUUCAGUGAGAAUUUCUUGUAAUGGCACCUCAAUUUUAUACUCUUAAAAAAAAACAAUAAUUUGUGAAUUACCACCAAAAGGCAAUGGCAGUCCUACAUUUAAGAAUAGGGCUAUGCAAACUCUAUUAAAAACUAUGAGGAGAACUUAUAUUAGAACUUUUGAUAUAUACUAAAAUACUGAUUAUCUUAAUCACAUUUUCCCCAGAGAUAAACAUUGAGAGAACGAAAGCCAAAGUGUCAUUUGAGAGAGAUAUAUAUGAAAAAGUAACAUUAAUAUAUAGAACUUUACCAUCACCAGCCAUAGUUGAUAGAAAAUAUUAGUUUCAGAAUUACCCUCCUUAAAAAAAUAAGAGACUGUUUUCUUUUAAUUUCUAUGAAUAAAAGAAAUUUUUAAAAACUCUUAAAUUUUAAAUAUUAGUCAAAAUACUUUUUAAGUCCUGAGUGCUUACAGGUAGUUGUUAAAAAAAUUUUUAAGGCCAGGCAUGGUGGCUCGCUCAUGCCUAUAAUCCUAGGACCUUGGGAGGUCGAGGCAAGCGGAUCGCUUGAGCCCAGGAGUUUGAGACCAGCCUGAGCAGCAUAGCAAGACCCUGUCUCUACAAAAAAUACAAAAAUUAGCUGGGCGUGGUGGCAUGCACCUGUACUCAGAGCUAUGGGGGUGCUGAGGUGGGAGGAUCGCUUGAGCCCAGGAGAGUGAGGCUGCGUAAGCUGAGAUUACACCACUGCACUCCAGCCUGGGCUACGGUGAGACCCUGCCUCAAAAGAAAAUAAAAAUAAAACACUUUAAUUAGAAUCUAUUUUUACCAAUUUUCUUAAUUUAUUUAAAUGCUUAGCAGGAAGCAUAAGGAAAAGCCAUUAGCCUCCAAUACCCAUGAUGACAGAGGGAGCCCUUGAGCCUUGCCUUCCCUCCUCUUAAAUCAGGGUGUGUUCUGAGAUUACAAACCACAUGAUGAAAUCAUGCCAAGAUUCUGACUCUCUGUUUCCGGUGAUAUUGCUCAUGAUUUCUCCUAAUACACUUCAAGCAACUGUUACCACGAAAAAUACAGUUUUCCGCAGGGCUUUAAAGGAUUGAGUUUAGCAUGUAUAUCAGGGGUUAUUAAAGCUCACAUGAUUUGUGUGAAAUUAACUGUCCUUUUUGCUAGUGCCAAAACAGUGCCUUCUCUGCACACUUUACUUUUUUAUAAAGUUCUCCCACAUGUCCUUAAAUGUCAAGGGGGAAAGUAUGGAUAUUCGUGUAGCAAUAAUGCCAGCAAAGGUCCUUUUCAUUUUUUAGUCAUAUAGAUAUGAAAAUAAGGUUGCUUGACUUUAUUGUUUUGGGGAGAUUUUUUUUCCUUACAUGGUUAUAUUUAGACACUUUAAUAUAGCCUUCUGGUUUCUGGAUUUUGAGAAGCCUGAUCUGUUAUUGUUAUGGUUGUUGGUGUUUGUAAUAUUCAUUAUUGUUUGUAUAUACACGGUUUAGUCUUACUGAUUUCAAAUGCAUUUUGUUAUUGCUCAUCCCAACUGGUAACACUGUUUGCUGGGAGCAUUAUACUUAACUUUGAUUCACCAUGGUUGAUGCCACUACCAUGAUUGCUGGGGUCUCAAAUAGCUUUCCCUAGCCACUGACUGCCCCUUGGAGAUGAUAAUCAGGGCCCCAGGCUGGUUCCAGGGUCAGACAGCCUAUAGAGCAUGAGCAUCUAUCUAUCUGCGGCUACCCUUGUUGAGUGGGCUCUUAGACUGAUGGGGUAGGAAAGACUUCAAAUGCAAGUUAGGUAGUUUGGGCUCCUUAAUUCCAAACAUCCCAUGAGUAUAUCAAGAUGAAUAAGGACCAAGGGACCUCUGUGACUCAUGGAAGGACUGGCUGAUUCCGGAAGUAGCAUAGUGGGACCUGGUCUGCAACUUAUGCACAUGCACUGACAGCCUUGCUGUGCCACGUGUCUCACCAAAACCCAGUUGGGAAAGAGCGUCAUAUUGCCAACAGGUUGGGUUUCUCUGGCCUACACCGGAUUAAUGGGCCCUUUAUCUUUGGUGUCCCCUAGGAGUGUCCAGUUGUUUUAUUGCUUUAUUUUGUUAUUGCAGUACUUAAUAAAAAUUGUUGAUAGGGCCCAAAACCCUACAGAAAUUCUAUGUCUGUAAAAACCAACAAAGGCAUUGGACUUUUGUGAAUGUAAAGGGUUUUUUUAGUAGUAAUUUUAAAUUUAAAUGUUUUAAGUGAUCAUCAGUGUUCCUUUUUACUUAUAAAGUUGGAUUCUUUUUUAGAAUUUGUAAUAAAUAAAAACUGCUGCUUUACCACUGUAAAA
This is a messenger RNA of Symphalangus syndactylus (siamang), 8042 nucleotides long. RefSeq names its product solute carrier family 7 member 2 (gene SLC7A2). Gene Ontology annotation, biological process: L-arginine import across plasma membrane; L-ornithine transmembrane transport. The record is from RefSeq and is a predicted model, not a curated record. Gene Ontology annotation, molecular function: L-lysine transmembrane transporter activity; L-arginine transmembrane transporter activity; L-ornithine transmembrane transporter activity. Gene Ontology annotation, cellular component: plasma membrane. NCBI's taxonomy places the organism in Eukaryota, Metazoa, Chordata, Mammalia, Primates, Hylobatidae.